Molecule: messenger RNA, 769 nt
Organism: Choloepus didactylus (southern two-toed sloth)
Lineage: Eukaryota; Metazoa; Chordata; Mammalia; Pilosa; Megalonychidae
Product: GTP-binding nuclear protein Ran-like
Exons: 1
Coding region: 1-651 (216 amino acids)
Biological process (GO): ribosomal subunit export from nucleus; protein import into nucleus
Cellular component (GO): nucleus; cytoplasm
Molecular function (GO): GTP binding; GTPase activity
Source: RefSeq, a predicted model, not a curated record
AUGGCUGCCCAAGGAGAACCCCAAGUUCAGUUUAAACUUGUACUGGUUGGCGAUGGUGGUACUGGAAAAACUACAUUUGUGAAACAUCAUUUGACUGGUGAAUUUAAGAAGAAGUAUGUAGCCACCUUGGGCGUGGAUGUCCAUCCCCUUGUGUUUCAUACCAACAAAGGGCCUAUUAAAUUCAACGUGUGGGACACGGCUGGUCAGGAGAAAUUCGGUGGCCUGAGAGAUGGCUAUUACAUCCAAGCCCAGAGUGCCAUUAUAAUGUUUGAUGUAGCAUCAAGAGUUACUUACAAGAAUGUGCCUAACUGGCAUAGAGCCCUGGUACGAGUGUGUGAAAACAUCCCCAUUGUGUUGUGUGGCAACAAAGUGGAUAUUAAGGACAGGAAAGUCAAGCCAAAAUCCAUCAUCUUCCACCGAAAGAAGAAUCGUCAGUACUAUGACAUUUCUGCCAAAAGUAACUACAACUUUGAAAAGCCUUUCCUUUGGCUUGCUAGAAAACUGAUUGGAGACCCUAACUUGGAGUUUGUGGCCAGGCCUGCUCUUGCCCCACCAGAGGUUGUCAUGGACCCAGCUUUGGCAGCACAGUAUGAACAUGACUCAGAGGUUGCUCAGACAACUGCUCUGCUGGAUGAGGAUGAUGACCUGUGAGAAAGUGAAGCUGGAGCCCAGUGUCAGAAGUCUAGUUUUAUAGGCAACUGUCCUGUGAUGUCAGUGGUGCAGCGUGUUUGCCACUUUAUUAUAUAGCUAAGCAGAACACGUGCUUAAU